Molecule: messenger RNA, 894 nt
Organism: Punctularia strigosozonata HHB-11173 SS5
Lineage: Eukaryota; Fungi; Basidiomycota; Agaricomycetes; Corticiales; Punctulariaceae
Product: translational machinery component
Exons: 3
Coding region: 29-679 (216 amino acids)
Biological process (GO): translation; maturation of SSU-rRNA from tricistronic rRNA transcript (SSU-rRNA, 5.8S rRNA, LSU-rRNA); ribosomal small subunit assembly
Cellular component (GO): mitochondrial small ribosomal subunit; ribosome
Molecular function (GO): structural constituent of ribosome; mRNA 5'-UTR binding; small ribosomal subunit rRNA binding
Source: RefSeq, a predicted model, not a curated record
GGCGACGGCCUGGCAGACUGUUACGACCAUGAUUCGGACUGCAUCGCGCUCUCUGCUCCAGCACGCUGCCAGGCAGCCCCGCCUGAUUGCUAGGCAAUCCACGUCCUCAUCUCUCUUGCCCGAGUUCUUUAACCAGCUGGCGCACCCGGAGGGCGGUGAACCGACUUCGCUGCCGAUACCUUCAACCCCGCCAGAGAACGAUGCGCCGCCCACGGCUGGUCCGAACAGCUUUCCGAAAGACGAGAAGGCCUUCUCCCCGAUAAAAGGUGAGGCGAGCAAGUACAACUACCUCGCCUCCGACAAGAGACAACGGCUACGGCUCUACUUCCAAUCGACGCGUAACAACACGAUCGCUACGCUCACUACGGGAGAGGGAAACCCCAUAUUCUGGACGUCGGGCGGCAACUGCGGGUUCAAGAAGAGCAAUCGCAACAGCUACGAGGCGGGGUACCAGUGCGCGGUGAAGAUGUUCAAGAAGAUCGAGGAGCGGGCGGAGGAGCUUGGAGGGUUGAUGGAGUGGGAGUUGAUCAUGAAGGAGUACGGGCAGGGGAGGAAAGCGCUCACUUCGGCGCUCCUGGCGGUGGAAGGGGAAAAGGUCCGGGGCAUGUUGAAGCAAAUAUCGGACAGGACGGCGAUCAAGGUUGGAGGUACGCGGUCGAAGAAGGCGAGGCGGUUAUGAGCCGAGUUGCCAUGCCCGUUGCGUACCUGCUCUUCUGCAUUUGUCUGCUAUAGUUCCUAUAAUUAUCGUUCUCUCAUCCCAAUUCUAUCUGGCUCCAACGGCCCUUCGCAGCAUUCUUCGCCACUAACAUCGUACACGUUAUUCCAGGGAAUGCCCUAUUCAUCGCACAAGAAUACGAGCUUGACUUAUAUUCUAAAUCCGCAAUUCGAGUCCUU